UCUUUAUAUGUCAUCUUAAAUUUUUAAUGGGUUUGUUAAUAAUGGAUAUCUGUAAAGUGAUUUAUACAGAAUGUUGAUUAGAUCAGGGGUGACGUUUCAAACUUAUCUAAGUUUCUGGGGAUUUUAAUGUUGGAUAUAGAAAUGCAAGUUGCUAUAAACUAUAGGUUAUAAUGUUAUGUUAAUAUUUAUGUUAUGGUAGCAUAGUUUUGCUCGUGAUUUACCCAGAUAUCAUAUGCUGUUGUAAAGAGAAAGAGUGAGAAAGAGAGGUUGAGUGGUGAUGGCGGCGGUGGAAGAGAUAGAGAGAGUGAUUGUUGGUGGAGGAAUUUGUGGCUUAGCUACUGCUCUUGCUCUUCACAGGAAAGGUAUAAAGAGUGUGGUGUUAGAGAGGUCCGAUACACUGCGAGUGACAGGAGCUGCUAUCGGUGUUUUCCCAAAUGGCUGGCGUGCCUUAAAUCAGCUUGGACUUGACUCCAGUCUUCGAUCAACUGCUAUUACAUUUCAAAGGGCACUUGAUGUUUGGGUUGACAAGGGUGUGGAACGAGAAACUAUUUUGAGUGAAGGGAAGGCUCGUUGCUUGAAGAGAAAUGAUCUCAUCGAAGCCCUAGCCAAUGCACUACCAAUGGAGACAAUACGUUUUGGCUGCCAAGUUGUAUCUAUGAAUGUGGAGAGAUCUACUUCAUAUGCUAUGCUUCAACUCCAUGAUGGGAGCUUGAUUAAAGCUAAGGUGUUGAUUGGUUGUGAUGGAGCAAACUCAGUCAUUGCAGAUUACAUUGGGUUAAAACCUACUCGGCCUUUCACCUCAUGCGCAGUCAGGGGCCUUACUUUUUAUCCAAAUGGCCAUGGAUUUGCUCCUGAAUUCUUGAGAGUAAGAAAAGAUAAGUAUUUAGUUGGAAGAAUUCCAAUUGAUGAAAAGACAGUUUACUGGUUUGUCGUUCUACAAUGGACUCAAGGAGAUGCUGAGAUGCCGAAAGACUCUGUAUCCAUCAGACUGAUGACCAUAGACAUAACAGCUGGUUUCUCGAAGGAUAUUGUGGACAUGAUAGAGAAGAGUGACUUAAACUCUUUGUCACUCACACGAUUGAGGUAUCGAGCCCCAUGGAAUUUACUUUCUGGUAACUUCCGUAGAGAAACUGUGACAGUAGCUGGGGAUGCUUGGCAUGUUAUGGGUCCUUUCCUUGGGCAGGGAGGGUCUGCAGCUUUAGAAGAUGCAAUUGUACUAGCUAGAUGUUUAUCAAAGAAGAUAGGCGAUGCUGAUCUGAACGGGAGUAGAAUGCCUUUGUCAGUACAGAAAGCUAUAGAAGCUCUGGAUGAAUAUUUGAAGGAAAGGAGACGACGAGUUGUUCUUUUGUCAAUCCUAGCCUACCUUAGAGGUUUAUUGCUAGUAGAAGAUUCCUCUGUUCUGGUGAGAUUCCUGUGCAUUUUAAUCAUAGCUGUUAUGUUCCGGGAUCCAUCAAGUCACACCAGAUAUGAUUGCGGGAAACUCUAAAGGCUAUUUUCUUGAAGCCACGUAAUUUCAGUGUAACUGGCUGUCGUCUUAGAAGUCAGAACUAUCAAGUCUUUUGGUGUUGCUUCUGUAAAUGGAUUCUGUAUUUCUUCUGUUGGAUACUUGGAUGUAACACUGUUCUGUCUGAACUCCAAAGGCUGAUUAUGUAAAUUGUUGAAAACAACUGUAGUGUAGGCAUUCUCAGUCUUCCUCCCGCUCCAUCGGUUUUUUAUUUCAGUUUUGGCUGCUUCAUGGCGAUGUGAUAUGCAUCUAAUGAGUAUCAGUUUAACGAUUUGUUGAA
Messenger RNA from Chenopodium quinoa (quinoa), 1784 nucleotides. Its product is annotated as FAD-dependent urate hydroxylase-like. The transcript is spliced from 6 exons. Bases 278 to 1486 code for a protein of 402 amino acids. NCBI's taxonomy places the organism in Eukaryota, Viridiplantae, Streptophyta, Magnoliopsida, Caryophyllales, Amaranthaceae. Gene Ontology annotation, molecular function: FAD binding. The record is from RefSeq and is a predicted model, not a curated record.